Tetranychus urticae (two-spotted spider mite) is the source of this 1938-nucleotide messenger RNA. NCBI's taxonomy places the organism in Eukaryota, Metazoa, Arthropoda, Arachnida, Trombidiformes, Tetranychidae. The record is from RefSeq and is a predicted model, not a curated record.
UCUUGUGUUAUCCUGCUGCAUUUAUUAGUAAUAUCAACACAUCAAGUUGCACUCCGAGUGCUGAACAACUUUCUGACCCAUCAAAUAGUGAUUUGUUAAAAGUUAGACCUCCAUCGUCUAUGACUAAUUCAAGUCUACCAAAGAUGCAUUCAAGGACAUCGAGUCUCUCUUCGAUAACUAGUGAUAAAAUUAUGUCAGCUACCAAAUCGGUGCCUGUGUCAACAGAAAUUUUGAUGGAUUCUGAUGAUCUAACUGUUGGUGACUGUAUUUACGUUAAUGGAACAAAAUCUGGUAUUAUCAAAUUCCUUGGUAGUACAAGUUUUGCUCCUGGUAAAUGGGCUGGAGUUGAAUUAGCUGAUGCUUCUGGUAAAAAUGAUGGAUCUGUUAAUGGAGUUAAAUAUUUUACUUGUGAACCUAAACAUGGGCUAUUUGUCCGUUCACAGUGUUUAACUUUAGAGCCUAUUACUCCUCCAGAGAAACCAUCGUCCACCGUAACAUCGCCAUCUCCAAUCAGUGAUGGCUUCAAAUCACCAACUAACCUCAUAACCAGUGUAACAAGCACCACUUUCGCUUCAUCAAGAACCACAUCUUCAUCAGCCUCGAAUCUAAAAGUUGGUGAUAAAGUUAUGGUUCAUGCUAGCUGUGGAUUAAAACGAGGUACUCUUCGGUAUUUAGGAUCAACUGAUUUUGCUGCUGGUAUUGAACUAUCGGAUGCGUCUGGUAAAAAUGAUGGCUCUGUUGCUUGGAAAAGAUAUUUUCAAUGUCCACCAGACCACGGUUUAUUCACUCCUCUCAAUAAAGUUGUAAGAGAUAUGGUUAGUGGCAAUGCAGCUGCUCAAGCAAGAACUAACAUUAGUAUGGUUAGACGGCCAAGUAAUUUAACUACCUCUAAACACAGCGGAAUGGGUGACAGUCGAGAACCUCUUGCAUCUAUCAACAGUACUACUUCCCAUCGAUCAACCCGAUUAGGUUUUGGGAUGACUAGCAGCUAAUAUAUGUGACCAAAGUCAGACUCGCUAUCUUGAGACUAUCGAUGAACUCAAUUUGAAAUUAAAAAAACCAAGAUAUAAUGGUUAAAUGAAAGAAGAUUUGAACCGAAUGAACGUAGAAUCCAAGAAACUUCAAGACAAUAUGGAUAAGAUUCUUAAACGAACAGGAGACGAUAGCGGUCAAUUGAAUAUAUUAAUGGAUAAGUUACACAAAAGUGAAGAUGAAAGAAGGAAAUUAGAAGGUGAUCUCAACUCUUUAAGAGAUAAGCUUGAACGUGAAGAAGCCCGUAAAGAGGUGAAUUCUGGAAUGGUGAAGAUGAAAAAUUGAUCCAGGAUAAGGAAGCCAAGGAAGUGACUUUGAUUAAUAAAGAAAUGCAAUUAACUGAAGAACUUCAUCGUAAGACUGAAAUCAUCACUUGACUGGGAAGACGUAUUCAUGAAUUGCUCAAAGCAAGUGGGGAUAACCGGCCGAUGUCCGACCCAAAAGAAUAACUCAUUAGCUAAUUCAACAAACCACUCUAAACAUAACAACAAACGUUACGAAGAACGGUCCUAUUGCGCCAAUUGUGAAGUUUUUGGCCCCUGAACUCUGAACUGUAGCGAUAUCCAAUCAUUUUAAAUCGCACUCGCAUCCAUCUAUUGUCGAUCAAAGCGAAAAAAAGAGUAGAUAUGAUUCGAUAAGAAUGACAGUCCCAACGGGUCUUAUCCAUGAAUAUCUCCUGUAUAUCUAACAUAUAAAUUACUAAUAUUAUUGUUAAUCCGUAAUCCGAACUUGUAAUCCGAUAGUUAUUAUGUUAUUAAUAUGUUCACUUCACCACAUGAUUUGUUUUCCUCAUACGUAAGUCUAAAAUCUUAACGAAAAUCUCUUUCACUCAAUGAUUUCGGUCUUCCUGGGCUUUAUAUAUAAUUAUGAACAACCUUUUGUGAUCGUUUUAUUCGAUCAGCAAUA